UCGAUUUUCAUUAGAAUCUAAGAUCAAAGUUUCGAACUUUACGCUUCUGGUAGUUAGUUUUCUCAGGAAAGUAUGCGACUUUGAAUGUUGAUUUAGCUCAUUUUCGUUUAUAGAAUGCUUUAGAGCCAAUUCUGAUAGAGAUAUAGAACUCCGGUGCUGAAAGAUUUGAUUUUUUUUUUUUUCAUGUAUUAGAUGGUGGAACGUUGUGUGAUCAAGAUUGAUUAAAGAAAUGGUUUUUGCGGUUUGUGUUGGUAAUGCAUCUCUUGUAUCUAUGGAACUGAGGUGGGUAAGAAGAAGCAAAUGUGAUGAUGCUGCAUCUGCAUUGCCUCGUUCGAUACCAAUUUUUAUCUCUACCUUGAAGAAAGACGUAAAUCUAGAGGAGCUGAGGCAUUUGUAUUCACGUUGUGACCACUCUUGCCACCGUUUCUCCAAGAAUGGUAGUGGCAUCGUUGACAUGAAGAAGCUGCGUACAGCUAUCUCCCGCAGCGAUGUUGUUGUCUCUGUGUUUUGCAAACCUCAUCACGCUGUUCUUGUUGAAGAGAGCGCCAGUGUUAAUGAUGAUGAUGCUGAAGAAGAAAGUUUGUCUUCAGAUUCAAGGAAACAAAACAAGGAUGAGAGUUCUCUGGGAGAUAUGUUUCAGGACGUGCUGCCUCUCAAUCCUACAAAUGGCCAGCUUGUUGGGUUUGGUCGUGCCUAUUCUGAUUAUGGCUUGACCGCUUCUGUUCACGAUCUAAUGGUUUUACCUUCACUACAACGAAUGGGGAUUGGUAAACUGAUUGUUAACAGAAUCACCAGGCUUCUCACAAGCAGAGACAUCUACGACAUAGCAGCUCUCUGCUUCGAGCAUGAAAGGCCAUUCUUCAAAGCCUGUGGGUUUGCAGAUGACAGAAUGGGUUCCACAACGAUGAUGUUCACGAAGAGCUUGGAGGCCUAAUCUGAAGCUAGAAGAAGGCCGUUGGAUCUUUUAAAACUACAGGUCAAAGCAAGUUGAAUGAUCUUUAGACAAAAAUCUUUAUGAAUCUCUUUCUCUCUGUGAUGAUCAGAGAAAAAAAAGCCAAAGAUUCAGUGUCUUCUUUUUGCAUUUUUGGAUUUGAUGUCUUGUGACAACUCUUUUUUCACUUCUCUCUUGUCGUGUAAAGCAACGAAUAUAAGUUAGAUUCGGGCUAUUAUUACUCUGUUUCGAGA
Molecule: messenger RNA, 1185 nt
Organism: Brassica oleracea var. oleracea
Lineage: Eukaryota; Viridiplantae; Streptophyta; Magnoliopsida; Brassicales; Brassicaceae
Exons: 4
Coding region: 230-934 (234 amino acids)
Biological process (GO): UDP-N-acetylglucosamine biosynthetic process
Cellular component (GO): endoplasmic reticulum-Golgi intermediate compartment; endoplasmic reticulum; Golgi apparatus
Molecular function (GO): monosaccharide binding; glucosamine 6-phosphate N-acetyltransferase activity
Source: RefSeq, a predicted model, not a curated record